AUGGCGGCGCCCAUCAGCCGCAGCGGCUCCGAGCCCGGCGCGGCUCCCUACGGGAACUUUCCGAAUUAUUCCCGGUUCCACCCGCCCGAGGACCGCAUCAGCCUCCUGCCCCAAGGGCUCCUGCACAGCCUCUUCCCCGCGGCCACCCGCCCGCUCCUGGGGCUCGAUGUGGGCUGCAACUCCGGGGAGCUCAGUGUGGCUCUGUACCAGCACCUGCUGGGCCUCCAGGACAGCAGUUCCAGCCCAGAGCCACCAGGAGCCGACAAGGAGCUGAAGCUGCUGUGCUGUGACAUCGACCCCGAGCUGAUCCGGAGGGCCCAGCAGAGCAGCCCCUUCCCUGCCUCCAUCUCCUUUGCCAGCCUGGACAUCAUGGACUCGGGGGCCAGGGAGCCCUUCCUGAGCUCCUUCCUGCAGCGCUUCGGCCGCUCCUCCUUCGACAUCGGCUUCUGCAUGUCCGUGACCAUGUGGAUCCACCUGAACCACGGCGACAGGGGCCUGCUGGAGUUCCUGGCCCUGCUGGCCUCGCUCUGCACCUUCCUGCUGGUGGAGCCCCAGCCCUGGCGGUGCUACCGGGCGGCCGCGCGCCGGCUGCGCAGGCUGGGCCGCGACGACUUCGAGCAUUUCCGAUCGCUGCGGAUCAACGGGGACAUGGCCGAGAGCAUCACCCGCAUCCUGACCCAGGAGUGCGCCAUGGAGCUCGUCUGCUCCUUCGGGAGCACCUCCUGGGACAGGAGCCUGCUGCUCUUCAGAUCCACCACUGCCCGUCCCCAGGGCUCUGACUGAGGAGCGGCCUCACACAGCCCUGGGCCCACGGGCACGAGGCAGAGCUGGCAAUUCCUGAACCCCUGCUGGGAGCAGGCCUUGGCUUCCCGUGCGAGUCCAGGGCAUGGAAUGGCUGGGACUGAUUUGUUGGGACAGUUAAUGAAGAAAGUGCCCUUUGAUAAACUAAUCUCCACAACACAUUCCACAUGGAGCAGCCUGGGAGAGUGGAAGGUGUCCCUGGGGAUGGGAUUGGAUAGGAUGGGAUGGAUUUUAAGGUCCCUUCCCACCCAAACCAUUCCAGAUGUUCACGACACCAGGUGCAGCAAGUGGAGAUAAGAAUUGUUUCUCAUUCUUUUCUCUGAUCUUCUCACAGCCUUCCCCAGAACCAUGCCUGGGAAGGUUGUGCCUCUCUCUGUGGCCACAGAGCUGCUGCCCCACGGGGGAUCCACUCCAGGUGCUCAGGGAGCACCAAUUUUGUGGGGUGGGAGGUUGUUCAAGGAAGUGCUCUUGGAAUCCAAGUUCCUACAUGUGCUUUCCACGUGUAUCAAGAAUAUCCCCUGGCAUUCCAGUCCCUCAGAGGCCUGCCCUGGAUCCAGGUGUGGCCUCACCUGGCCCAGCAAAGGUGAAUUAUUGAUCCCACCUGAAACCCACCCUGCCAGGACAGACUGCUGUUCCUGGAAUACCAGGGAACAUGCCCUAGGGAAUGUGGAAUGUCCUGAUUGGAACAGCCUCACAAGGAUCCUCCAGUCUAGCUCCUGGCCCUGCACAAGACAUCCCAAAAAAUCCCACUAAUCCCAAAAUCCUGAUGCCCAAGUUGUCCAGACAUUCCUGGACCUCCAGAAUCAUGGAAUAUCCAGAGCUAAAAGGGACCUGUGAGGAUCACAGAGUCAUGAACAUCCAGAGUUGGAAGGAACCCACCUGGAUCAUCAAGUCCAAGUCCUGGCCCCACACAGGACAUCCCAAAAUCCCAGCCAGUGCCUGAGAGUGUUGUCCAAGCUCUCCCUGACCUCCAGAAUUAUGGAAUAAUCAGAGUUGAAAGGGACCCACAAGGAUCCCUUGUGAGUACCCUGAGUUGGAAGGGACCAGCUCCAACUCUUGGCCCGGGACAACCCAAAAAUCCCACUGAUCCCAAAAUCCCAGCACCCUGAGCUCUGGUUUCCUGGGGCUGUCACCAUUCCCUGGGGAGCUGUUCCCCUGUGGAUGAGGAACCUUUUCCCAAAGUGCACCCAAAACUCGCCCAGGGCUGGGCUGAGGCACCUGCAGGACAAUUCCCUCCCUGGCCCCAGCAGCCCAGGCUGAGCUCUCCCAGACAGGGGUUCAUCCCUAACGGUGAGUGAUCUUGGGAAUGAAAUCCUUGGAAUAAAAAUCACUGAAUUUUAUCCCAAA
Agelaius phoeniceus (red-winged blackbird) is the source of this 2148-nucleotide messenger RNA. RefSeq names its product BCDIN3 domain containing RNA methyltransferase (gene BCDIN3D). Lineage: Eukaryota; Metazoa; Chordata; Aves; Passeriformes; Icteridae. Gene Ontology annotation, molecular function: RNA methyltransferase activity; O-methyltransferase activity. Gene Ontology annotation, biological process: negative regulation of pre-miRNA processing. Gene Ontology annotation, cellular component: cytoplasm. The record is from RefSeq and is a predicted model, not a curated record.